Messenger RNA from Peronospora matthiolae, 567 nucleotides. The record is from the annotation of a GenBank genome assembly. NCBI's taxonomy places the organism in Eukaryota, Oomycota, Peronosporomycetes, Peronosporales, Peronosporaceae.
AUGCCGGCGACAAAGGACUUGGUGUCCGCUCUGCGACCCAAUAGCAGCGACAGCGACAGUGAUGAGGCGCCAGACGUCGUGUUGAAUCAUAAUGCAAUGGAGGACAUGUUGACACAGCGGCGGGAGGAGACAGCGGCGCGUGCACACGCCAAAGCAGUGAUCAAGAGCAGGAAGCGGACGAAGAGCAGACAAGAGACAGAAGUGCCGGACCUGCCUGAUGAUGUGCUAUUGGCCGUUGCUGCCCGGAAGGAGGAGGACGAAGUAAAGGAGGAGGAGACGAGAGAGACGAUGGAAAAGGAGGAAGCUCGUCGGACAAAGCGUCGUAAGGGGAUGGAAGACAACGUGGUCAAGGUGCUGGAGGAGAAGAAGACACACACGAGGCAGUUUGGCAAUAUUUACGUGCAGACACUCGAUUCGUUGGAGAUGACGAAGACAAGAGAAGUGUCGGACAAUGCUCGACAGUUUUUGAAGCUGCGGACGGCGCCGAUGCGACAGAGGAUGAAUGUCAUGGAAGGACACUCGUCCUUGUUCACGAAGAAGCAGAAAUACCGCAGUCAACGACGGUAG